This is a messenger RNA of Maniola jurtina (meadow brown), 925 nucleotides long. RefSeq names its product 23 kDa integral membrane protein-like. Lineage: Eukaryota; Metazoa; Arthropoda; Insecta; Lepidoptera; Nymphalidae. The record is from RefSeq and is a predicted model, not a curated record. The coding region runs from base 153 to 905 and encodes 250 amino acids. Gene Ontology annotation, cellular component: membrane. The transcript is spliced from 5 exons.
GGUAUUAAAAGCAUUAUUCAUAGGAAAGCACUCAUUCGGGGUGCAGUCCACUGCCCUAAUUAGAAUCACUGCAAAAUUAAAACAAGUUGGUUACAAAGUUUUCUGUUUUAGUCUUAGUUUAUCUUUGCUAAUAAAAAAUAAAAAAUAGAAAAAUGUGUUUACUAAGUUGUGGUGCGUGCUUAGCGCAAUCAAUUUUGUUUGUUUUGAAUUUUCUAUUGUCUAUCGUAAGCUUAUCCGUGACUGGGAUCGGCAUCUUCGUCUUGAUCGAAGUGCACAAAGUGAGCAGCGACGACCUGGACUUCAACAGUCCGGCCAUCAUUGUGGUGGUGGUGGGCGCCGUCUUCAGCGCGAUCUUCUUCUGUGGAUGCUGCGGCGCGUUCUGCAAGAACAGGUGCCUGCUGAUCACGUAUUCGGUGAUCACCAUCCUCCUGGCAACGGCAACGGUGGUCUUCACGGUGGUCAUCUUUCAGGAUGGGGACCAGAUCAAGGAGACAGCGCAGGAUGUUCUCACUGACACCUUCAGCAAUCCCCAGAACAAGGAGACCCUAGGGUUGAUGGAAGCUACUCUCGGCUGUUGCGGCACAACGGGUCCUAACUAUUACAACUCUUCCAUCCCCGUGACCUGCUGCUCCUCCGCUCUCCAGAACUUACAGAACCUCCAGAACCUACAGAACAUCCAGCAGGACAACAUUAACAUCACUGCCAUCACCAACAACACUUCGAGCGGCUCCAUCAACUUGAGCUGCCCCAUCAGCGAUGCUUACCAGCAGGGAUGCGUCGAUGCCCUCAUGGAAUUACUGUCCGAAAUAUUCAAAAUCACCGGCCAAGUGCUUAUCUGGAUUAUUGUCAUUGAGUUCGCGGCAGCGGUUUUGGCGAUCUUGUUGUCGUGCUACAUUGGAAAAUAGUACAAGAAAAGUAUCAAAAU